Messenger RNA from Drosophila eugracilis, 1829 nucleotides. RefSeq names its product zinc finger protein 853. Lineage: Eukaryota; Metazoa; Arthropoda; Insecta; Diptera; Drosophilidae. The transcript is spliced from 2 exons. The coding region runs from base 585 to 1709 and encodes 374 amino acids. The record is from RefSeq and is a predicted model, not a curated record.
AUAGUGGCAUCACGUGAGUGUUUCGUUACGUUUCGCAUCGAUCGUUAACAAUCGGAAUAGAAAUAUAUAUAUAUAAAUCUAGGCUUAUGUACAGUGGAAUCACCGGAUGCAGGUCAUGCUGGCAGGCAUGCAGAGUAACUCUCGGGAUUAGAAGUAGUUAGGUUCUUUGGAAUAAGGUUAGCAAGAAAAAUAGUCCUGUAGGCAUGCGGCUCAAGCUGUGUGAGGGUGUUGGUGUUCCCUUCAUGUUUUGAUGUUUUUGGUCUAAAGGUGUUUGGUAAUCCUAUUUUUCAGGGCACAAGUGUUAUGAUCUAUUACGAUGAUGUUUUUUAAGUUAACCUAAUCCUAAUGAUCAGCUGCCUUAGGUGAACUUCAUGUAAGCAAACGUAAACCCAGUAAGUGUAAGUUUAAAAGUCACAUUCGCCUUGAUUUAUUUCGGGUGAAAACUAAAAAAAAAAACGGGUGAAAGAGAUAUUGCCGAGAAUAGAGUAUCCAGCUCAAUGGUUGCUGCCGCAGAACCAAACUCAUAUUGGUCUAAAUGUGCUCUAAAUGCGCCUAAGCAAUCUCCAUUGGAUCGGUGAGUUGGAAUGUUGUUGGAAAAACCAAUAGUUACUGAACCUUAUGGUGUUGCUGUAGUUCAACUGUGUAUUAUUAUCUGCGCAAUCGGCAUACAAGGUCAUCCAAGCGGUAUGAAAAAUCGCAAAAGGAUCGAGUCCUUCCGGGGUGGCAAUUACGAGGGGAAUACGUGCUUUAAUACUGUUGUAGGGCGGAGAAUCGAGAGGUCUAGUUCUGAGGGACAGCUGGAACCUGAGCCAAUUGCUUCUGGCACGGGCAUUCCGGCUUCGGAUCAAGAUGUGAUGAACACCUGCCAAAUGGUUCCCAAUCCUGGUACUCAGAUUCUAGCUCCAGCUGCCGCAGGACCGUCUAUUUCCGACCUUUACCAACCCAACUGGCAGCAGAUGCACCCUCAGCAGAUGGAUCUACAGGCGCAGCAGCAGACGUGUGCUUUAGACACGAUCAGUCAGGGAACACCAAAUGCAUAUUCCGAGCAGGAUGAAACUGAACAGAGGCGACAGGAUCUGCGAAAUCUUGUCCAGCAUUUGUAUGUAGCGCAGGCGAGGGUCCAACUAGAGGCCACCGAGAUUCGAAAGGCGCAGUCGGUGGCCUCCUCAGCGCAGGCCCAGCUGGAGGAGUCGGCCAACCAUGUGCGUAGCAUCACCGCCUCCUUGCACACCGCCCAGCAGGAAGUAGCCGCAUCGGCGAUUCGAGCUCAGAUCGCCCAGCUCCAGCUGGCGGCCCAUGAUCAGCUUUUGUUCGCCGCUCGCCAGGAUGUGGAUGCCCUCUCCUCGCAAAUGGUGGGUCUUCAGGCAGCGGAGGGCAUUGUCCAGCCGAAACUCACAGUGGAUCUUCAUGCACUUCUGGACAAGCUGAAGCAGCCUCUACAGCAGUAUGAUCGCCCCACAGCCGUUCCUUCAAUUGCUUCCAGUCUCCCGGAAUCGGUUAGUAAACAGCAACAGUUGCUUAUGCAACAACAACAACAGCUGGGGCAACAGUUAGGGCAACAGUUGGGACAACAAUUGGGACAAGGUCAAAGCCAAGGACAGCUCCCAUCUCAGGGUCCGGGUCCUAUCAACCCUACGAAUGGAGCAGGUCCCACCGAUUUAAUCAGCCCGCCAAGGGUGAACCGCUAUGCCAACUUGGAUUACACUUAGCUUCAACGAUGUAUUUACAUCUGAAUACUUGUGCUUAUGAAUUAUGUUUUCUAUAUUUUGUAAAAGUUAUCUUUCAGCAUUAUCUCUUUCCAAAAAUUAUAUAUUUGUUUUAAAAAAGAA